AUGGCCAUACCUGAGCAGAGCGACUUGGAAGCGAGAUAUGCGCAGGAGCGCGACAAGCGAAUGCGGCCGGAGGGCAUGCAACAGUACAGCCGCCUACCAAGCGAACUAGAUACACCACUUUCCCACGACCCUUGGGUGGACCCUGAGCAGAAAGAGACAGGCCCGCUCAAGGAUGGCGACGACAUACAGUUUCUCAUCAUCGGAGCAGGUCACGUGGGGCUGCUCACAGCAGGACGACUGGUCGAGGCGGGCUUCUCGGCCCAGGGCGUGUGUCUAGUAGACGUGGCGGGCGGCUUUGGCGGGACAUGGUACUGGAACCGAUACCCCGGCCUGCAGUGCGAUGUCGAGAGCUACAUCUACAUGCCCUUCCUCGAGGAGACGGGCUACGUGCCCACACGCAAGUACGCAUCGGGCGAGGAGAUCCGCCAGCACUGUGAGCGGGUAGCAGCACACUUUGGGCUACGCGGGCAGUUCUCUACACGGGUGCUGGACACGAAGUGGGACGAGGAACGGCGACGGUGGGUGGUACGCAUGCGAAGGGAGCGCGGGGCGGGCGCGGGCGAAGAGUUUACGGUGCUGACGCAAUUCCUGAUGCCGUCAAGCACUCUCUUCACAGCGCCUCGCAUGCCCAAGCUUCAAGGCUUCGAGGAGCUGCAGGCCAACAUUCCCGUCUUCCACACGGCGCGCUGGGACUACGCCUGCACCGGUGGCUCGCCCGGAAACCCCACGCUCUCCGGCCUCAAAGGCAAGCGUGUCGGCGUCAUGGGCACCGGCGCAACGGCGGUACAGGUGGUGCCUGAGGUUGCGCGCUGGGCUGACCAGCUGUACGUCUUCCAGCGCACGCCUUCAUACUGCGGGCCCCGCAAGCAGAAGCCUACUGACCCAGACGCUUGGUCACGUGAUGUCGCGACGGGCCCCGGCUGGCAGCUCGAACGCAGCCUCAACUUCGACACCUUCUUCGAGGGCCAAAACCAUCCGCCCGAGCACCCCGACCUCGUCGCCGAUGGCUGGACCCAGACGGCACGCAGCUUUGGCGGCUUCAUCGGCGGCCCGCGCCUCGUCACCCCCGACAAGCUCGAUGAACAUGCACGCAAGCUCAAGGAAAUUGACCUGAAGCUGACGGAGGAGGCGCGGGCACACAUUCGCCAGACAGUCACCGAGGACAAGGCCGCUGCUGAGGGCCUGCAGCCCUGGUAUCCCAUGUGGUGCAAACGUCCCGCCUUCCAGGACGACUACCUGCCCACCUUCAACAAGCCCCACGUCACCCUCGUCGACACGGACGGCCACGGCGUCGAGCGCUGCACUUCGCGCGGCAUCGUCGUCAACGGCGUCGAGUAUGAGCUCGAUGUACUGAUUCUCGCCACUGGCUUCUUGCUGGCCACGGGCGAGACGGCUGCCCCCGCCGAGUUCUUUGGCAUUCCCGUCGUUGGCCGCAAUGGUCGCCGCCUCAAGGACAAAUACACCUCGCCUGACUUUGGCACCCUCCACGGCAUCGCCACAAACGGCUUCCCCAACCUGCUAUACGUCGGUAUCGUUGGCGGCCCCGGUUCGCCCAACCUCACCAUUGUCUUCGACCUCGAGGCCAAACACAUUGCCAACGUCUUGAAGGAGGCUGUUCGCCGCGUUCCCGACCCUACAAAGCUUGUUAUUGAGCCCUCGAAACAAGCAGAAGACGCCUGGACAGACCAGGUCGAGCAGCGUGCCCUAUGGUAUUCGCUCGUGCUCGGCUGCACCCCAGGCUACUUCAACCACGAGGGUGCCACGACGCGCGCUGCUAGCGCCAUCCCUGAAAAGCGCCGUCUGGCUAUGCGAAAGGUCCUCUUUGGCGGCGGCACUGCCAUGUAUGAGCGUAUUAUCCGCGAAUACCAUGCCAAGGGCGGCAUUGAAGGUUUUGAAGUCUCGUAA
Molecule: messenger RNA, 1905 nt
Organism: Exserohilum turcica Et28A
Lineage: Eukaryota; Fungi; Ascomycota; Dothideomycetes; Pleosporales; Pleosporaceae
Exons: 1
Coding region: 1-1905 (634 amino acids)
Source: RefSeq, a predicted model, not a curated record